Lytechinus pictus (painted urchin) is the source of this 10310-nucleotide messenger RNA. Its product is annotated as deleted in malignant brain tumors 1 protein-like. Gene Ontology annotation, cellular component: membrane. The transcript is spliced from 33 exons. The coding region runs from base 128 to 8227 and encodes 2699 amino acids. Lineage: Eukaryota; Metazoa; Echinodermata; Echinoidea; Temnopleuroida; Toxopneustidae. The record is from RefSeq and is a predicted model, not a curated record.
UUGACAAUGCUUAGUAAUGGAACAUAUAUCUUCUGGAAUUCAGUAAUUCAUCCAUGUCGACAGAUAAAGAGUUCGACUUAGUGAUGGAUACGAAGGAGAGGUACAGAUUUCAAUCAACAAAACUUGGAUGCCUAUUUGCAGCGAUAAUUGGGCAAUCCAAGAUGCGGAGGUUGCAUGCAGGACGAUGGGGUAUGGGAAUAGUUUGGGAGCAGAGAGCAUUGCCCUAGCAGAUGGGGAAGCCACCACCUUGUCAUAUGGUAACGUCAACUGCACGGGAGGGGAGUCCAAGCUGUUCAGAUGCCAGAUCAAUGCAACUAUAAAUGAUGAUGGCACGGGUGCUUAUUCUUGUGCAAGUGGCAAGGCGAGUACAUCAUGUUCCCUGCCGGUGAUUCUUACCAACGGGACCACACCUUUCGAUGGUAUUGUAGAGGUAGUUGUCGACGGGACUUCCCGGCCACUCUGCGAUGACAACUGGACGCUGGAGGAUGCCACCGUUGUCUGCAGAACCCUUGGUUAUGGGGUGGUCAUUGAAAGAUUUGUGCCUCAGCCCAGAGAUCUGAGCUUCAGGGGUUUGCCACAGUGUACGGGAGAUGAGAGGACACUAAGUAAGUGCGGUUUUGGGGUUAUGGACCAGAUGGCAUGUGAUGGUGAUCUUGGUGUAGUCAGCGUGAAGUGCAGCCCACCAGAUCUCUCCAAGACCGCUCGUCUAGUUAACGGCAAUCACAUCUUUGAAGGACGAGUUGAAAUCCAGCACGAAGGCCAAUGGGGGACAGUGUGUGAUGACAGCUGGGAUUUAGAAGAUGCUCAGGUAAUUUGUAGCCAGCUAGGGCUUGGACAGGCUGCAGCUGCUGCAAGAAAUGCUGUCUUUGGGCCAGGUUUUCUCCCAAUCUUCUUGGAUGACAUGCAGUGUAAUGGCACUGAAGCUUCCCUGUUGGAAUGUGAAAGCAUGGGUAUCCAUUCCCAUAACUGUCAUCACAACGAGGAUGCAGGUGUCGUUUGCCGACCACCAAUUCGCUUGGUGGAUGGGCGCUCACCUUCAGAGGGAAGACUUGAGAUUAGCGUCAAUGGACAAUGGGGUGCUGUGUGCUUCCAAGACUUCAGCAUUGCAAACGGACAUGUUGCGUGUCGUCAGCUCGGCCUUGGUCCCGCAUUCAGUGUCUCUUCCGCAUCCCGUUACAGGAACGUUACCAUCAAUGAAAUGAUCUUUCUUUCGGGUGUCCAGUGUUUGUCUGAUGAAGCCUUCCUUGGUCAGUGCCAGACCUCACCUCUGACAGAAGAUGGAUGUCCAGAGCAAGCAGCAGUUAAAUGCUCAUUACCUUUGCGACUUGUAAAUGGAACCAGCGCAUAUGGAGGAUUCGUACAGAUUCAGAACAAUGGUGUAUGGGGUGGUAUCUGCGAUUCUGACUGGACCAUUGACGAUGCCAACGUUGUCUGCAGGCAACUUGGAAUGGCUGAUGCAAUGGCUGCCAAUGCAACUUUCGCUGAUAGUACAGAGGACAUUGCUGUCACCACUGCCAGGGAAUAUGCAUGCGAGGGAAGCGAGUCCACAUUGUCAGUUUGCAAUGGAAGACCUGGGAAUUGUAGGCAGCCGGUCAGUGUUACCUGUGCUCCAACUGUCCGAUUAGUUAAUGGUAGUGAUCCAUAUGAAGGUAGAGUGGAGGUCUUGGUGAAUGGAACUUGGGGAACUAUCUGUGAUGAUCUUUGGGACCUUACUGAUGCUCAGGUGGUGUGCAGACAACUUGGCUACGGCUAUGCCAGGCAGUCCUAUGGUCGCUCAAGGUUUGGUCCCGGAACAGGUCCAAUUGUCUAUGAUGAUGUCCAGUGCACAGGAUCCGAGACCCUCCUGUCCCAGUGCUCUAAUGGCGGAAGCGGCAGUAGCAACUGUGACCAUAGUGAAGAUGCUGGGGUAUCGUGUGCUUUAACGUCAGAAUCUGAUGAGAGUGUACGGCUGGUGAAUGGUGGUACCGAGUACGAAGGUCGAGUAGAGAUCUUCUGGCAAGGUAGCUGGGGAACUAUCUGUGACGACAGCUGGGACUUGUCAGAUGCUCAUGUUGUCUGCCGCGAGCUCGGAUUCAGCGGUGCCCUUGAAGCCAAGGUACGGGCCGCCUAUGGCCCUGGUUCCGGUCCAAUCAUCUUAGACAAUGUCCAAUGUGGAGGGCCUGAGUUGACUGUCUUUAACUGUCAGCAUGGAGGGUUUGGCGUUCAUAACUGUGGACACCCUGAGGAUGCUGGCGUUUCCUGUAUCCCACCAGCAAAUACCACCACCCCUCAACCAACGGUAUCGCCAACUGCAAAUGCAAGCCUUGAUGUUCGGCUGGUAGGUGGGCAGGUUCCCUAUGAGGGUAGAGUUGAACUCUUCCAUGACGGAGAAUGGGGUACUGUUUGCGAUGAUCUCUGGGACACCUACGAGGGGAAUAUCGUCUGCCGGCAGUUGGGGUUCGGCCCUGCGAUCCGUGCGCCCCAGGGAGCCAACUUUGGGGCUGGUUCUGGACCCAUCCUUCUGGACAACCUAUCAUGUAAUGGCUCUGAAGCAUCCCUUUGGCAGUGUGCACACCCUGGGGUUCGAAUCCACAACUGUGGCCAUUCAGAAGAUGCCAGUGUCGUCUGUACUGAUCCAGUGAUGCCUACUUCUGCCCCAGAGAAUGCUACAGAAGGAGCGAUUCGAUUGGUCCAAGGGGAAGCCAUAUAUGAGGGAAGAGUGGAGAUUUUCUUUGAUGGUUCUUGGGGGACAGUUUGUGAUGAUCUGUGGGAUAUUAAAGAUGCCCAGGUUGUGUGUCGGCAGCUUGGCUUCGGCACUGCCAUAGAGGCUGUCACCAUGGCCAGGUUUGGGCGUGGUAUUGGCCCAAUCAUGCUUGACAACGUAGCUUGUCAAGGAGAUGAAGAGAUGCUGAUGGUUUGCUCACAUAGCGGGGUGACCGUCCACAACUGUGGCCAUUCUGAGGAUGCUGGAGUGAGGUGUUCCUUCAAUGACACAACAACUGGAGAAUUACCGGAAGAAGGCGAUCUUCGUCUGGUCAACGGAGAGAACAUGUAUGAAGGGCGCGUUGAGGUCUUUUUCAACAGCCUCUGGGGUACUGUUUGUGAUGAUGCAUGGGACAUGCGUGAUGCCAGCGUGGUCUGCAACCAGCUAGGGUUUGGGCCAGCCAUUGCCGCGUAUACUUUGGCUCACUUUGGCGCAGGUACUGGAAGCAUUCACUUUGACAAUUUAGGCUGCACAGGGAAUGAGGAACGACUAUAUAUGUGCGACCGUGCAUCCCAGCAGAAUUGCAAUCAUGGGGAAGAUGCAGGUGUAAGAUGCGGAGAACCAACAGCUACCAACGUAACAGAGCCAGGAACUGUGCGUCUUGUCGGUGGAUCAGGCCCACACGAAGGCCGUGUGGAGGUAUUCAUGGAUGAAUGGGGUACAGUCUGUGAUGAUCUGUGGGACUUGAGGGAUGCCAAUGUGAUCUGCCGUAUGCUAGGCUUCUUCAAUGCCACCGAGGCCCUCACAUCCUCCUACCGGUUUGGCUCCGGGGUGGGUCAGAUUCUGCUGGAUAACGUUAAUUGUGAAGGGUCGGAAACCAACAUCGUUGAUUGUCCAGCUAAUCCACCAAGAACUCAUAAUUGCCAGCAUUCUGAAGAUGCAGCAGUAGUCUGUUAUACAGCAGGUCUGGGUACCAAUGGCUCUGUGACCUUCAUCACCGAGUCUGCCAGCAGAGGAUCCGGCCUUGUCAACAUCUCUGUCAAUGACCAGGGGAGGUAUAUCUGCGCUAACGAAUGGUCUAUCGAAGAUGGUAAUGUGGUUUGCCGUCAGAUGGGUCUCGGUUAUGCAACCCGCGUCUACACGGCUGCGAUCUUUGCUCCAUGGUUUAAUGGCGUUGGUGGUCUACAAUGCAACGGAAGUGAGCUGAACCUGUUGGAGUGCAGAGGGGCCACGUUGGGUACCUGCCAGACUUUAGAUGCUGGUGGAGUGGAAUGUUCUACCAAUGAAGCAAAUGUUGGAGUCAGACUAGUCGGUGGAACGGAAACCAACAAAUUGGAAGGGCGGGUAGAAGUUCUCUUUAACAACACAUGGAUGUCAGUCUGUGGAAGCAACUGGACUGGGAGCGAAUCGGCAGUGGUCUGCCAUCAGCUUGGCUUUGGUCCACCCGCCCUCAGAGCUCCCGGUUUCAUCAUUCCAGGGUCCCGUCUAAGUGCGGGUCCAGCUCCAAUGCUGGUGACUGGUGUAAACUGCAACGAUACCAGCUUCAACCUGUUACAGUGCAACUACCAGGUUCACCAGACACCUGUUGAAGGUUGUCUACCUGCUGAAGUAGUUUGCCAACCCAGAGAUACAAAUGUUCCGACGGUGAUCCGUUUAGUCGGGGGCGCCAAUGCUCUGGAGGGACGUGUAGAGGUUUACCUGAAUGGCUCCUGGGGCACCGUCUGUGACGAUAACUGGGGCCUGCAGAGUGCUAGGGUUGCCUGCCGUCAGCUGGGCUUUCCGGACAUGUUGGAAGCUUUUGGGUCGUCCCGCUUUGGUCCUGGGACUGGACCCAUCCACAUUGAUGACAUUGCUUGCACAGGCACGGAACAGUCACUGUUUGACUGCAGGUACAGCAGGACCCAUAACUGCGCUCAUGCUGAGGAUGCAGGUGUGGUGUGCAAUCAGGAGGAAGUUGCGUCCUUGAUACGGCUUGUAGGAGGAUCAAAUGAUUACGAGGGACGUGUGGAGGUCAUCUACAACGGCGUCUGGGGAACCAUCUGUGAUGAUUCCUGGGACAUUAACGAUGCCACCGUUGCCUGUAAUCAGCUAGGGUUUGGUGCCGCAUUGCAAGCAGUCCAGUCAGCAGGCUUUGGCAGGGGUACCGGCCUAAUCCACUUGGAUAGUGUAUCGUGUACCGGCUUAGAGCUGACCAUCCAGUCUUGCUCUCAUAACGGUGUCGGUAUUCACAACUGCAACCAUGGGGAAGAUGCCGGCAUCAGAUGUAGUGUCCCAGUCACUGCACCACCCCAAGUCAAUGUUCGGCUGGUUGAUGGAGACAGCCCCCUCAACGGUCGUGUAGAAGUGUUAUGGGACGGAGAAUGGGGUACUGUAUGCGAUGAUGAUUGGGGAAUACAAGAUGCUCAAGUGGUAUGCAGGGAGCUUGGUUACACAGAUGCUGCACAAGCUGCAAGGGGUAGUGUAUACCCUCAGGGGACUGGCCCUAUCAUCCUUGAUAAUGUCCGCUGCACGGGAACAGAGUCCUCGUUGCUCCGCUGCCCGAACAACGGCAUCAAGGUUCACAAUUGUGGACAUUCUGAAGAUGCGGGAGUGGUAUGUGUGGAUGAUGGCCCUUUGGAAGGUACCUGGGUACGUAUCGUGGACGGGAGCAGUGAGAGCGAGGGUCGGGUUGAGGUCUACACCAAUGAGGUCUGGGGGACAGUCUGCGAUGACUCGUGGGACCUGAACGACGCAAACGUGGUUUGCAGGGCUCUGGGAUUCACCUCGGCCUUGGAAGCCGUUGGUGGAAGUCGCUUUGGGUCCGCUGCCAGCAACGUACCUAUCUACCUGGAUAACGUGGGUUGCAUUGGAUCAGAAGAGACUCUCUUUGAUUGCAACCAUGGAGGGCUGAGCGUUCAUAAUUGUGGUCACAUAGAGGAUGCUGGAGUUGUAUGUGGAUACAGCGUGAAUACAAUGGCAAACAUUCGGUUAGUUGGAACAGAGAGUCCUUUUAAAGGUCGAGUAGAGAUUCAUCACAACAAUCAAUGGGGUACAGUGUGCGAUGAUGGAUGGGACAUAAACGAUGCAAGGGUUGUCUGCCGGCAGCUAGGCUAUAGCAACGCUGUCGACUUUGUCUCGUCGGGUCAGUUUGGACGGGGCACUGGCAGCAUUCUGCUUGAUGAUGUGGCUUGUAACGGGGAUGAAGAAACCCUCCUUGCAUGCAGCAAUCGCGGCGUAGGAAGCCACAAUUGUGGGCAUUCCGAGGAUGCCGGUGUCAUCUGCAUGCCAGAAGUACGCCUGGUCAACGGGUCUCGCGAGCAGGAAGGCCGUGUUGAGAUCAUGAUCGGAGGCCAGUGGGGCACCGUCUGUGCAGAGGGCUGGGACAUACAAGAUGCCCACACCAUCUGCAGUCACCUCGGCUUCGGCAUGGCUGACAACCGCUCUGCUGCCCUCGGAGGGGCCUAUUUCGGCCCGGGGGUCGGUCCCGUCCACCUGACAGGAGUGGACUGUGGGAUGCACAAUACAUACCUCUUUGAGUGUGCUGCCCUCUUGACCAUGGGUAAUGAUCCGUCAUGUGACCAUUCUAGGGAUGUCAGUGUCAUCUGUACCCAGAGAUCUGCUCCAGAGCAACAUGUGCGCAUCGUUAGUGGUCCUACCCCAUUCAGGGGUCGUGUUGAGGUAUUCAUGGAUGACCAAUGGGGUACCAUCUGUGAUGACUUGUGGGAUACCAACGAUGCUUCCGUUUUCUGUCGCCAGCUCGGCUACACUGGGGCGACGGACGCACCCCGCUACGCCCAGUUUGGGCGGGGUUUUGGUCCCAUUCACCUUGACGAUGUGCAGUGUACUGGUAAUGAGACAGAUAUCUUGGAUUGUCCGAGGUCCACUUCCCCAUCUAGCUGCACCCAUCGGGAGGAUGCUGGAGCCAGCUGCACUCCAGAAGUGAGGCUGGUUGGUGGCAAUAACAUCUACAAAGGUCGUGUUGAGAUCCUGAUCAGCAAUGAAUGGAAGGGCUUCUGCGGGGAUGGCUGGUCCCUGAACAAUGCCCGGGUGGUCUGUAGCCAGCUGAACCUAGGUCUGGUUGCCCAGGCACCGACUGGUUACAUGUAUGGAGAGCCUGAGGGAGUGUACUACCAUCGGCCAACAUGCGGAGGCUAUGAGAGAUCCCUUGGGGUGUGCUUCAUGGAAGCCAUUGAUAACUGCACUGGAGGCUACGCUGGGGCAGUCUGUUCCUUGCCAGAGGUGGACACAGAGAUCAGGCUGAUGGGCGGAGCUAGCCCCUAUGAGGGUCGUGUGGAGCUCGGCGUCGGUGGCAUCUGGGGUACAGUCUGCUCCAAUAAUUGGGACAAGACCGAUGCAAACGUGAUCUGUCGCCAACUUGGCUACGCCACGGCAACAUCCGCCAUCCAAGGGUCAUCUCGCUUUGGGAUGGGCACGGGACCAAUCUACCUAGACAAUGUGGGAUGUACUGGUUUGGAGGCUAACAUAGCCCUUUGUCGUAGCAGUGGGGUGGAAGUCCAUAACUGCAGCCAUAAGAAUGAUGCUGGCAUCAUCUGCACCCCUCCAAUUCGUCUGGUUGGAGGCAGCAGCCCGUUUAACGGUCGCGUUGAAGUGUACAAAGGUGCUUGGGGUACGGUUUGUGAUGAUAACUGGGACAUACAGGAUGCCAAGGUGGUCUGUCGGAUGCUGGGUUUCGGCGCAGCACGUAGGAUCAUAGACACGUCAGGAAUGCGUCAGACGUACAGCACCAUCUACCUUGAUGAAGUCGGCUGCAUAGGAAACGAGACCUCUCUGUUUGACUGCCCUCACAGCCCGACGCAUGACUGCACACAUGCCGAGGACGCAGGAGUAGAGUGCUGGCAAGCAGACUUGAAAUGUGAUCUUCCCCCGAUAUCUCGCUGGUCAUACAUCAGUUUGACCAAGGUGAACUAUGCCCAGGGUGAGGGUCUUGAUGUCAGUUGCAUCGACGGCUCAGCAUCCGUCACCCUUGUCUGCGGGGAUGGAGGGACCUGGAGCGGGCCACCCAUUACCUGUCUACCUCCUGAAGUAAUAGACAGACAGACAUGUCGCUUGCCCCUCCCACCAUCCGGCAGUGCUUUUAACACAGUAAAGACCAUCUUUACACCUGAGGAAACACUCAUGGUGUACUGUGAUGAUAGCAGACCCAUAGCAGACACCGUUGUCAUCUGGAAAUGCACGGAUGAGGGCACGUGGUUUAAGAGGGACAUCGACUGUGCUCGGACAGGUCAAAGAGAAUCCAAACCUAAAAAUUUCAACAUUAUCCUGCUCAUCUGUAUCUUACUAGCAAUCUUUAUAAUCGUCAUCAUAAUAGUGGCUGUCAUUUUGAUUCGAAGAUACAAACGGCAGCGAUUCCUAGCCUUGCAGCCGCAGGGAAUCGACAUGGAGAACGUCAACAGCAAAUUCUCCAAUGUUAAUUAUGCUAACCCCAGCUAUGAUCCUUCAUCGGGGUCCCCGGAGGACCCUCCCCUUCAAGGCAGCUCAGAGUCCAGCGGGCUUUCACCUCCAGAGCCGCAGUCUUUCAGCGACGUUAAACCCCUUAUUACAUAGUAAUUUUGGCAUCUACUUUAUCCAUAAUGGAUUAUUUUUUUGUCAGCACUACUUCAUCCAUUUUUGGUCUGUUUUCUGAAAUCCACCUUAACUUGGGCCAAUGUCUAACAAUUUCAUGGAAAGCUGAAGUUGUCUACAAUUUGUUCUGAUUGUAUGUUUCCUAUGUUUACUAUGUUCUUUUCAUGUGCUUUAAUGGAGAAAAAUUGAUUUUAUUAUUCCCAGACAAUUGUCAAUGAAUUGAGCGCCAAAUGCCCUAACAACUAGUGUUGGAGAUUUGUUUCACGGUUGGCUGUCCAUACUUAAACCACAGCUUUAAACCAGAGUUUAAAUGAAACUGGAGUUUAGAAUGCAGGCCUAUGAGUUGAAAUACUCAGCGAUAAGGCUGUCACCUAUGGCUGACAGCUGCUUGCUAUGAAGUGCCAGGAGGCGAGGGGGUGUUCAUAAGUUUCUUUGUUUAUUUUUUGCUAUGUCUUUUAUAGGGAACAAUGUACUAAAAGCAAAAAGGAUUUCUCAGUCAUAUCUAAUCACAUUUGAUGAGGCAGGUAUACAUGUAAAAGUGCCUCAGUUUAAUCUGUAGCCAUAGCAGGAAGUGUAAUAAAUUAUUACAAUCAUGGAUUCAUUUGUCAUGAAAUGUGCAUUGACCAAUGAGGUAAGGAUAUGCAUAAUAUCAACACACCUUAAUUAACAUCCCAAUUUGCAAUUUUCUCAAAGCAGAGGUUUAUUUUUUGCCACAGUCUUAUCAAGGCUAUUUGAAAAAAAUAUAUAUUUUUGGACAUCUCUGUUAAGCACUUCAUAAAUCCAGUCAUUUGUAAAGUUAUGCCUAACAUAGAGAACAGCUUUAUGAAACAAACCCCAAGAGAUCCCAUUGAACUGUAGGCUUUAAUAUGCUUUGAUAUGAAACAAUGUAGUUGAUGGAUUAGAUUUUAUAUUAUUUUUUUAUAUACAUAUAGCUCUUAUUAAUAUUUCUAAGCAAUUUGUAGAUAGAUGGAUGUUAUUUUCAAAGUACAUGUAGAUUCAAAUUUUAUUGUACCUAAAUGAAUAAUGAAUUGAGAGGAACGUGGAAUAUUUCAAAACUGUCUGACUUGAUAUUGACAAUAUUAUUGUAUUGAUGGUGAAAAACACUUCAUAAUAACCUUUCUUUUAAGAGUGCACCAUGAUUUGAGAAAGGGAUUUAUAGAUAUGUAUAUAUUAGGAUUAUCUGCCAAGAGUCUCUUACAGAAAUAUUUCUGCCACUCAGACCUGUCAACGUAAAGAUGUUCGUGUCUUUCAUUGAAAAUUAUGACGAGAAGAGUGUAGAACAGGAAGUAUCAUUGAUUGGUUUUUCUGGAAGAGGUGGGUGGGGGGGGGGUGUCAUUUCAUUAUAAAAUUGUUCAAUAAAUAUGAAUGAAGAUGAUAGUAAUGCAAUGGCAGACAGUUUUUUUUUCCACCCUGGGAUUGCUCAAGGUGCUAAUUUUGUACUCUAGCUCGUACUCUCCGAGUUCCUUGUGAACAAGUAAAAUGAUUCAAGGUAUCAAUAUGUAUACCAGGUACCUAUUUAUGGAUCAAUAAGGUUUUUUUUGGGGGGGGGGUUCUAGUAGGUUAUUUUUAAGUGUGGUCUUAUUACAAUUCUCGAUGUUUGUUUGGAUUGGUACACUUUGUUUAUUGGUGUGAAAAUGAAGAAUAAUUCCAUGAAAUUAUCAAUCUUUGUGCAAGUCAAACCCCCAUUUUUUUAAGUUUCUUUUCAUGACCAAUCUGAGCCAGGAUAAUUUUAGAAGAUUUUUCCUAUUUCAGAUGAACCAGAAUUAAGAGACAAAUGAUGGUGAAUUAUUUCCAGAGUCAGAAGUACAUACUAUUUUACUGAAAUACCCAAUUGUUAAGGGUAAUUAUUGCUGAAAAGUAUGAAGAUUAUGAGUAUUAACUUGUGGCUAGGAAACGGACAUUCCUCAUUCUACAUUCCAUUAUAGAAUCCAAGUACAUGUAGUAGUCAGUUGGGUGACAGUACCUUUGAAUUUGAUUACAAGAUGUAACAGAAGAAUACAUUAUUAUGUGGUCUUCCAGUUUGAGAAGUGGUGACUGAAAAAUAAAUUUACUCUUGACUUUCCUA